GACUGGUAUGCUGAGCGCCAAGAAUCUACCAAUUCCAGUGACCUGCAACAUAAUGGUAUGUCUUGCUCUCAAGACUUCUGGCUUCCAAGUUGAAACGAACCAGCCGACCAUGAAGCUGCUAAUCCCAAAACAGACCAGUCCUUGUCCGCAAGUGCAAGCCAGACAGCUUCUCCGUUGGUAGAGGGCCGGUCGUACAUGGAUGCUGGCGGCUUGCAGGUUGGUAGCGACAUAUCAGCAUGGCAAACAGCCCUUCAGAGCCUCCCACCUGAGUUCAAGAGCACACCUGAACCCAUACACCCUCUAGCAACAGCCCUUGUUCAUCAGCCAACUUUGAGACAGGUUGAGUGGAAUCCCUACCGCCACCAAGGGAGUUUUGUGCCACGGACCGCUCAUGAUUUUGCUUCUAUAAUGAUAUUCGUAUGCGGCCAAAUUAAUCCAAACCCUUGUCGUAACUGUCUCUUGAAGAAUGGGCCCUUUGCGCGAUGCAUAGUAUCGCCCCCAGAAGUUCUGGCAAACAGUGCUAUCAAGCAUGCGUGCGCCAGUUGUACAUACCAGAACCAGUAUAAGAAAUGUACCAAUGAUCCUAUCACGGAAGAGGAAAUGCAAAAGAGCAUGAUAGCUAAGGGCAACGGACGAAUACGGUCAAGGUCUUUCCAACCGAGAUUGCCGAAGAUCCAGUCAGGUCCAAAAUCACAGAAGAAGGACAAAUUGCAUCAGCAACUGCGGCAGUAUCAGCAUGAGGCUCGCAAGUUGACACCUCAUCCUCCUCCUCCUCCUCCACCUCAACACACCACCGCAGAUACCUUCGCUGAUAAGCUACGUCAAGUUCGGUCUUGGUCUCCUCGCUCGAGAAGAUGGAUGAAGGCAGAAGCGUUGCAAUGGCAAGCGGCUAUCGCUACAGUUGAAGCAGAGCGAGUCCGCAUUCCCCAAAAUGCUCAAAGUUCCGGGCAACCGCUUACUGCACAUACACCUCAGGCUGCGAAACAAACUGCGAAUUCGACACCAAAUUCACAGCCAGUAGCUCCAUCCGCAAGGUUUAUGCCCAUUCAUGUGAUGGACCAAGGGGACCACGGGAUGCAAGAUGACGACGAGGAUAAUGACACUGACAUGAGCGAAGACGAUUGAAGUGAAGGUGAGAAUUGGAUAUAAUUUGGUGAUCCUCAGACUACGGCCAGACCUCAUCACUGAGAUAGCGGACGCCUCAGACCAUAAAGAUUGUACGAUGAAAUUCACCUGGCGCUCAACACUAGGUACUCUUUGCCUUCCAAAUUUGGGCUCUUCUCUAACACUCUUACUCUGACCAUUCUGCACG
Molecule: messenger RNA, 1312 nt
Organism: Truncatella angustata
Lineage: Eukaryota; Fungi; Ascomycota; Sordariomycetes; Amphisphaeriales; Sporocadaceae
Exons: 1
Coding region: 196-1125 (309 amino acids)
Source: RefSeq, a predicted model, not a curated record